Dracunculus medinensis (Guinea worm) is the source of this 807-nucleotide messenger RNA. Lineage: Eukaryota; Metazoa; Nematoda; Chromadorea; Rhabditida; Dracunculidae. The record is from the annotation of a GenBank genome assembly.
AUGUCAUCUACGGUGCAAUAUUCUCAAAGCAGUUUAAUAAGUUUUUGGGCAACUCUUUCGAUGGGUUUGUUGGGUUUCAUAGCUAAUAUGGCAUCGUUCUAUAUGAUUCGAACUUUGAAACGCUUCAAUAAUUCAUUUGGAAUAUUGUGUGGUGGAUUUUGUGCAUUGAACUGCAUUGUAAUAUUUAUCCUCACAGUUUAUGUCACAAGCUGUUCUUUACUUCAAAAAUGUCUCAAAUUGUCAAUUGCGAGCGCACUAUUGGCUACAAUAGCAAAAUCAUUUUGCAAUUCAACAUUUUUUCUUCAUUUAGUGAUUGCAGUAAAUCGCUACUGUUCUAUAGCUUUCCCAGUUUCAUAUUCCUCAAUAUUCACUAAACGUUUCUCGUACGGUUGCAUUGCAUUCACAUCGUUAUUCGCACUUUCCAUCCGUAUUACGAAUUUUAUCGAUGGAUGUCAGUUUUAUUUUGAUCUGAAACGCCACUUAUGGUCUUUUGAAAACACUGAAUGCGGGCGUAUACUUUCGUUCUGGACGGGAGGAUAUAUGAUAGUCAUAAUAUCUGUCUUAACCAUGAUUACUGACUUAUUAACAUUUUAUAAACUACGAUCUUUCAACAAGACAUGCAUUACUGGUAUAGCAUUUGUUGGAAUAUCGACUGUCAACCAAGUUGCAGGAAUUUACCGGUUGAAAGAGUUGGGACUAUCAACAGCUUUCUGGAUCUCUCUCCACACUUUUGACGGAUGUGUUAAUCGUAGCAUAACCAUAACUUCUGUUCAUAAAGAAAACGAGAAUCUCGCUAAAUUGAAUUGA